Messenger RNA from Schistocerca nitens (vagrant locust), 8989 nucleotides. It is a transcript of the gene Bsg25D, whose product is annotated as ninein-like protein. Lineage: Eukaryota; Metazoa; Arthropoda; Insecta; Orthoptera; Acrididae. Gene Ontology annotation, cellular component: centrosome. The transcript has 21 exons. Gene Ontology annotation, molecular function: calcium ion binding. The record is from RefSeq and is a predicted model, not a curated record. Bases 240 to 4145 code for a protein of 1301 amino acids. Gene Ontology annotation, biological process: microtubule anchoring at centrosome.
GGAAGAGUUGAUUAAAGUUGUUAAAUAUUUAUGAAUUCAUAUAUUUUUGGAUCUAUUUCUUUUGUGACCAGCAUAAAGUUCUAAACUGCUCUUGCUAAAAGUUUGGUUCGUUACAUUUUCAAACUUCCGAGAAAAAUGUCGCAGGAGAGACGUGACUUUUAGGUUAAGACAAUAUACGGGCUUAAUCCUUUUUUCAUGUGUGAUGCCUUCGUUGUGAAUAUAACAGUCUGUGCCAUGCCAUGGAGGGCCGAUCGCUCGAUCCAUACGAACAGCAAUUACUUACAGUGUUUGAAAGCUGUGAUGAACAAAACACAGGGAGCCUUGACAGAAAAAGUCUUGAACAACUCUGCUCCAAGUUGCAGCUUGAGGAACAAGGUCUGGAACUGAUGGAUUACCUUUUGGGAAAUGAUAAGUCCUCCAGGAGAGUGACGUUCACUGAGUUUAAAGACGGUCUCUUAACAAUGUUAAGAGAAGGACAAAAGAAAUGGGAUUCUGGGGGUAGAGGAUCCCCCGAUCGAGAAGUGUCCCCAAAAUUUGUUUUUGGACAGAAAAAAUAUGGACGCCGCUCUAAACCAGAAAUAAAAGACAAGGAUCCUCGUAAUAAGGAUGCUGCUGUUGAUUCUGACACUGAAAUUCUUAUAAGUAUGGAUGGGGAUGUCAAAGAUAUCAUAAUGGUAAUGAGAUCCUCACCCGACACGCCAGCUGCUGAUGAGAGCCAGUUUCCAAGAAAACGAAAGACUAGCAUUGAUGAUGGCAAGAGCUUUAAAAGAUCAAUUUCUCUUCCAGACAACAAAACUCCUGGUGUAAGUGAUGAUAGUGCUCCACCAAGCUUGGAUAGUUCUGAAGAAGAGGUCUUAAGGACAACGUGUGAUUCUCUCGGAGUAGGUCGUAAUGGUUACCUCAACAGGCAAGAGCUGGCACUUGUUUGUCAACGGAUUGGACUGGAUUCUGUUGCUGAUGAGGUUGUCCAGCAGGUAUUUGAGAAGCUUUCUGUGGAUAACGAAGGUCGCAUAAGUCUGCAAGAAUUUCUACAACUGUUUCGGAAUGCUGGAAGUUGGGCAACAACUGUGGGUGUAAGUGUGUCACCGUCGCUUGUGGAGAAGGAUGCAAUGUGUGGCCAUUCUGGAUCGAGAACUUCAGGAGCAGUUGUUGGAGAUCCUGAUGAGACAGGCGAUGUGAAUAAGGAACUACACUUCCUAGCUUUGGAUACAAACAACUCAGGGCUGGUCCCCGUGGAAGCAGUACUAGAGUUGUGGGAGACAGCAGGUAUGUCUCCUGCAACAGCAGCUCGUCUUGCUAGAGAUUUGGGGCUUCCAGAAGUGGGCACAGGUGGUCAAGUGCGUCUUUCAGAUCUGGCCACUACAUUGGAGUCAGAGCUCCCAGCAGCCCAGGCUGAUGCUGCGGCACAUGGAUAUAGUGCUCUGGAGCUCUUGCUUCAUGCAGCCCUUGCUCUCUACCAGGCAGAAGUCCGUUGUCUCAGAUUGUCUUUGGAACACCUGCGUGGCGAAAGAGACAAACUUCGAGCUGAUAUUUUAGAUGCCAAUGAACGAGCCUCCUUGCUGGCCCAGGAGGUUGAUGAUAGCCAUGCUCGGCUUGAACAGUCCAGUCAAAUGCAGGUCAAAUUAUUGGAGCAGCGUCAUGCAGAACAACUCCGUGAAGUUGCAGAACAGUUAGGACAGGAACGGGAGCAGCUGGCUGCUCAGGUACAUAACCUGGAACAAAGGUUGGCAGCACUGCAUGAGGAAGAUAGUCGACUGAGACAAGAAUUGGCAGCCUUGAAAGUGGAAAAUGAAGCAGUGGAUAAAGAAAACCAAAGUCUCUUGGAACAGUUAGAGGAAACCAGAAAAGCCAAAGCUAGCCUUCAGAAUGAGUUGGAAUCACUAGCUUCACUUCAGCAAAAGAUUAGUGAGCUGGAAGGAAGUCGAGACAUGGUUGAGCCUCUUCUUGAACAAGUUGGGCAGCUUCAGACAGAAAAUACUGAGCUUAGAGAUCGCAAUGAUGAAUUAAAGAUGAAGAUAGAAGCACUCACUGUACAGUUAUCAAGGCUUGCUAGGUCACCACCACCACCACCACCACCACCACCACCACAGCACCAGGCUGGCACAGAGAAUAACAGUGAAACUGUUACUGAUGAGGUGGGGUCGGCAGCAGUGGGUGGAGGAGUUAAAAGAAGGGGAGAAAGUGCUCUGAUUAUACCUCAGGAAGAAAACCCUGAGGAUGAUAGUCCUCGCCUUGGAAAAGUACGGCGCUGUACGCCUGUUGUAAGCAACCAUACUGAUGUUGUGGAUGAUGUCAUGAACAUGCAGGGCCUUCAGAUACAUCCUUCUGCUAAGAGUCAGUGCAUUGUGGAUGCUGACAUUGAUGUGGAUGAACCAGAGUCUUUGGAUUCAAAUCCUGCACUGUAUAGGGAUGAUGAAACUACAGGAAAUAAUGUAAGAACUUUUCCUCAUCCAGCUGAAAUAAUAACCAAGGACAGGUCUGAAGUUGAGCGCUUACAAAUGCGCAUUGCUGAGUUGGAGCAAAGGCUGUCACAACAGAACAGCAAGCUUAUGGAAUGGGAAGCUGAAAGAGAUUGCCUGCAAGAAAAAGUGAACAGAUGUUGUGAUCUGAGUUCGAAGACUCUGGGAAGUUCAGAUCUUGUUAGGGGUCAUUUGAAGAAAGUAUUCGAAACACUACGAAAACAAGCUGCAGAAGAACUGAUGGAGGAUGAGGAGUUCUUGUCUAGUCUUCAAAAACAGAAUUGUGAACCUUCCGUCCAAAGAAAUUGCAAAGAAGACAAAACUGAUAAUAUUUUUAAAGUUACCAAAUCAGCAGUCAGUAAAGUGCAGUGUGAUACUAUACCAUCAGAAGACUCUGCAGAAAGCACAAGUGGGAAAAAAGACGUAGAGCAACUGGAAAGGCACUGCAGGGACUUGGAAUCCCAGCUGGACCAAGUAAAAAUUGAAAUUGUGAAGAUCCUGUCUGAGAAAAAGGCCUGUUCUCAGGAAAACACAACAUUGAAAAGCCAUCUGUCUGAUCUACAGGGUGUAUCAGCAGAAGGACAGAAUAAUGAAGCCCAGGAGCUGCGUGAGCGGUGUGCUGAGCUGGAGGUGAGCCUGGAACUGCUGAGGCAGGAAUACGAACGCUGCGAGGACUACUGGGCUGCAAAGCUGGAUGAAGAACGCCGCCUGUCCGAGGCAGAGCAACGAGCAAGUGAUGAGAAGUUCUCAGAACUCCUUGCUAAAGUGCGGGAGUACGAGGAGCUCUGUAGCAGCACUAGCAGUGACGACGGCGAUGGUUACGCUGCUGGCAGCAGUCUUGGCAGCAGAUCUGGUCGCCUGCCAACUAUUGAUGAAAGAGCAAGCCUUGAGAAGCAGGUGACUGAUUUAGAGGAAGAAUGUGAAGAAAUGCGACAGCGGUAUGAGCAAGAGGUGGCAGAAAAAGACCAGCAACUAACUCAGUUACAGGAACGAGUUAGGAUCUUGGAAGCAAAACGAAGUAGAGGAAGAAGACUAGAUGUUGCUGUGCAAGUAGCUGAUCUUGAGAAUUGCAGUUGGGAAAGUGAUAGGACAUUCGUUGUUGAGCUUGAUGGUGGAAGAAGAGCAAGUCAAAAACUGAAGAUCCCAACUAUAAAUGGUUGUGCAACACCAGAAACCGGUUCAUCUUCUGCAGAAUCAACCACUCCUCAUACACAGAAAUUAAAAGGUGCAGUCGAGUGUGAUCAUCAGUAUUCCCAACAGCACAGAGAUACUUCAUCCAGUGAGCAGGUACAUCAGACAGGAGGUAAGAGGAGCAAUUGGAGGUCUCAGCCGGAUGCAUGUAUGCUUCAAGCAUUGAGUGAACGUCUGCGUCAGCAAGAGCAUUACUGCCAUGAGUUGCAACAGAAAAUACGUCAGUAUCAGCAACAUGCAGAUCUUAUGCUUCAGCAAACAUGGCAGCAGCAUAAGGAAGAGAUAGCAGAGCUACAGUCACUUCUUCACUCUACGCAGGAACGGUUGUUGCAGCAGACUUCUGUUUGCAAGGAUCAGACUGGGCGGCUGGCAUCGGCUGACCUUCUUGUCAAGGAUUUAUAUGUAGAAAAUGCAUAUCUUCAUCAGAGCGUCCAGCGACUAGAACAACGGUGCCAUUCACUAGCACAGAUGACCACUGACUCAAGCUCUGUGUAGUUACUUGUUUUUCUGUUGUGAAUUGGUACUGCCUUCUCACAUUCAGUUUUUCACAUGCUCCCUGUCUUGCACAGUGUAGAUCCAAGAGCUGUUUGAAUGUACUGUAGAGUAUUAGUUAAGAAGGAAAGACUUCUAGUGCAUUAGAGGACAAAUAAGAAGCCAAUUGGACUGUGCAUUUUGAUUCAAGUAACUAAAAAACUGAUUCAGCACAUUGUAUAAAUUAUUAUUAGACAGUUUUUCUUCUUGCAAGAACUUUUGAUUAGUGUGUUCUAGCUGCCAAACAAUGCAAACACUGCAAAUUUUCAACACACAGUAUUCUCUGUUUUUCCACAUAAUUGUAUUGUCACUUAUGUAUGAUGCAGUGUAUUUUAGAUAAGUAAUUCAGUAUCUUAGUAGCUAAUGAACUGCUUGUGUACUUGAGGAAAUUUGAAUCAUAAGAUUGCUACUAAGCUCCUCACACACUGCUACGCAAUUCAUAAAUAAUGUUGCAAUACUUGCCAUACUUUGGUUACUGUUGUAUUUUAAAAUGUAAUUUGUGUAAUUCGUUGUGUCCAAACUAUCAGUAUGACUUCCGUGUCAUAGAUUUUAUGUACACUUCAAAACUAUUUGUUCCCACAAGAGUGAAUAAUUGUAAAUCUGUUUAAAACUUUAGCGGAAAGACUAUUUUCUGCAUAUUGUUGUACUAUUUCCACUUAAAAUAUUCCCUAAGCAUAUCACAGUUUUUGUAGAAUAGUGUGGAAUUUGUGCAGAUUGUUCUCCAAACAGGAGCUAUUUGGUAUAUACAUUAUUGGGAACUACCAUCCCUCAUAUCCCUUUGCAUAUUAUCCGUGUUUAGCAUUAUAAGCACAAUAUUUGCUCAUGGGUAAGUGCUUUAUUGCUCAUUAUAUAUGCAAAUAAAUGUGAUAGGCUUUAAUAGAAUGUUAGUGUUAAUUUUUGGAGACACAGUUUAUCACAAGAGUAAAUAUUCAGUUGGUAAUUAUAGGUAAUAAAGUUGUUAUUUAUUUACUAAUUACUCAUAGGCAUCAGUCUUCUUCUGACUAUGAAGAUUAUUUGAGUUUCAGGAGCAUUAUCAUGUAUUGAGUUCUCAAUAGUAUGCAUUGAGAGGAUUUAGAUGCAGUUUUUAUUUAUGGAUAACUUAGGAUGGAUGUAGAAAAAUUUCAGUACAAGGUUAUCUAUUAAAAUGAAAUUGUCAGUACCUUAAUGAUAUUCAUAAUUAAUUUUAUAAAUGUAGAGAAGAUAGAGGGCUGUAGCAAUUAUGCCUUUACACAUUCGGUCAUUGUCAAGUUUUGACCAUCUGUAGCCCUUUUAAUACAGUGCAUGAUUCGUUGUCAGAUAAAAGUGAGAAAUUUGACUGCAACAGAUGAGUUUCAGAAAUCUCUUUCCGAAAUAUCUGUGGCACAUAUGAAUUAAUAAUAACAACAAUGACAAAGAAUUCAGUAUAUUUCACACAAAGAAAUGAAAUUUCAUAAUGACAAUAUAAUGAGAUGCAUCCACAAUAUGAAGGAAUCCUUCGAUGUAUGAGACAGUGGUCUUAUAUUUGGUAAGAUGAUUGUUAAAAUCUUUGCCCAGCCAUCAGCUUUAGGCUUCUUGCCAUUUCACUAAAUAGCCUUAGAUGAAUGCCAGGAUGACUCCAUGGAAAGGGAAUGGCAAGUUUCAUUUCGUACUCUCUCCGAAAUCUGAGCUUAUGUGCUCCAUCUUUUAUGAGACAGGAUGUUACAACCUAAUCUUCCUUCCUUCAGUCCCUCCUAAAGUAUGUGUACUACAACACAACUUUGAUGAUAGCUAGUAAUAUGACUGUGUCAUUGAUAUUAUAGUGCAUUGUCUCAUGAAGUGUUGCUCAGAAGCUAUCCUUCCAGUCGGCUAACAGGUUUAUAAAUGCCUCCAUCUUAUUAAUAUGCAGGUCCCAAGAGGCUAGUAGGUUGUUCUCAUCACCACUUAGCCAUCAGUCUUGUGCAGUUUAUCUUAACUUUUUUUGUGUUCUGUGGAUUUUACCCCAUCUCAGAUCUUUCAUAUUUUGAAGACUACAAUGUGUCUCUAGUUGUCUCUCUUACCUGUUACAAUUUUUCAUUCUUCAGUGGAUCAUUUUUUUGUAUUAUAUAUAUAUAAACCAGGGAGAAUACUAUUUAUUGAUACCACUAUUUCUGAUCUCCUAACAUUUGCAUACAACAUUGUUCGUCUUGAUUUUCAGAAUGACUAACACCGUCUUCAGUUAAUGAAAUAUUUAGAUAGUUGUUAAGAACAUGUUUACUUUACUCAUUGAGGGCAAAGGGGAAAAAACAAAAAUGAAAAGUAGAGAAUGAUCUUUGAACAUAUUAAUCCCCAGUCUUCAUGCCAGUAGGAAUAAAAAUAAUUGAAUAAUUAUAAUUAAUUAACUAACUAAUUUUAAGAAUUAGAGUACCAUAAAAGUUAACUGAUUGCUUCUGUAAUAUAAUUGUUAGCAACCUUUCUUACUGAUCUUCAAAGCUUCUAAAAGUUCACACAUGAUGCAAAACAUACAAACAUUAUUUCAACAUCAGUUACCACAGAUCAUAACAGUUCAUAAUACCUUCUUCUUCUUUUUCUUCUUCUUCUUCAUUUUAAAAAGCAAUCUGCAUUUGGAACAAAAACUUCUCUAUAAUCAGAAGAAAGAUAUUCUUUCAGAAAGUGGUAGCUUCACCAUAAUGUCACUGGCCGCUUUUUUUAUGUCAACUGUUUACCUAUUUGUGAUCUGGCAGCUUCUCCACUUUCAAAUUUUGUUGUACAUUGUCCCAAUGCUAAAGUUUCUGAAGUAUUCUUCUGUCACACAUUGAUUGCUUUAUCAUCUUUUUAUUUUGCAUUCAAUGUUAAUUUCUGUUCUGUAGUUGCCUGGUGCAGUUUUAACUGUAUUUAUGCUCUUCAUAUCUCUUUGUUCAAUCCCAUUGGGUGCAAUAAUGUAUUAUGCUUGUAUGUAUAGUACAUUCCUGAUGUUCAAGUUUAAAUAGCAUGGGGAGUGUAAUUUUUAAUUUUUAUUGCUUCCAAACAGAAACUUGUUUCAGGGUAAUCUAUAUAUAAAUGACACUUGUGGUGACUGUUUAAUUGGAAUAAAUAGGUCACUUGUCUGUGUAACAGUGAAUCAAGGCUAAUUUACAUAGGAUUAGUGAAAUCAUAAAGUUUUCAUAUUUUCUUUGUUUGGGGCUGCUUUGUGCUGGGGAGAAUUUUGAUUCUAAGCAGAAACACCACACAUCCACAACUCUGUUUCUUUUAUCUGAGUCUUUACACUACGUACUAUUUGUAAACCAUGAUUUAUUUUAGAACAUUUGUCUUGUCUGAUGAAUGACUGUAUUUUAGCGUUUAAAGAUUGAAGAUCAUCUGGCCCCUCUUGUCUUAUCAGCAUACCACUUUCAUAAAUGUUUAUUUUCAAUAGAAUUAAGCAGACAAUCAGUAAUCUCGGCAAUGUCAUAACUUCCACAUAAUGUUCAGCCAAUUAUUUUUUCCAUUAAGGUAUAAGGUUAUAAAUACAUAUUGCAACUGAUAAUUAACCAUUGCAUGAAAGAGUUCUAUGUAAAACUCAACAAGUAGGGAGAUAUUUUGUAAUGUGAAAAGGUGAUAUAUCGUGAGUCACUGUAAUGACAUAUUUCUGUUUCCCUUUCCUGUUUGUCUUUUUACACCUCUUGUAGUGCAGGUAUAAUCUAACACAUUAGCAAUUACUUAUUAUUUGGAUGCUUUGACUUUGUUGUUGUAGAUUAUGAUUUUUAGGGAGCAAAUAUUUUUCAUAAUAGUCUAAAUAGAAGGAAUGAAAGCUCUCUCAAUAGUAUAUAGCCUGCACCAUAGUGUUAGAAGCAUUGUUCAAACUGAGGCAGUCAUUUUAGUGACUAGAUGCUGUUUUUUGCAAAGCUUCAUUGUAGUACUUUUAAGAAAUGGAAAAUAUGUACCAAAUGUUGUGACCUAAGAUUCUGUUGUAAUUUUCUGUUUUAAAUUAAUAAUAUUGUUGUACAGCAUAUUUUUCUGUAGAUAAUGAAAAGACAUCAAGUAUUUAUUUGUACUGUUUAUGUGGGCUAAGAGCAUUUUGUGCUGUUGGUCUCUAUUCCUAUGCAUAUUGCUAUACCAAAAUAUAUAUAAUUUUCUAUCUUGUUUUUUGAUUCAUGUAAUAAUCCUUUUUAUACUGAAAGCUUAUUGCUGUCUUUUACAGAAAGGUACAAAUUACAUAUAAGAAUAUUAGUGUAGUUUACAUAUAUCUUUUAUUAUGCAAUAAGAUGUUUGAAUAUUAUUGUACAGUAAUUAAAAUCGUUAUAAAAUGUUGAUAGGUUAAUAUAUCCAUGAAUACACUAUCAUUUGUGUACAGAUAAUAUAGUGUAUUGAUAAGAGACAUAUUUUUUGAAGUAGUGAAUACUAGUCAGAUGUGUCACUGUCAAACUGGCAAACUUGAACGUCCAUUGUGUGCAAUUAUUUGCAUGUUUUUAUAAAAUUUUUCUAAAAUCAUUACUCACCAAUGAAUGUGCUUGCACAUUGUUAAUGGCAACUCUUGAGUUUUUAGUUUCAAAUAACACACACAAUCUGUCAGAUUUGAUACGAAGUUACGAUACUGUUGUUGUUUUCAAGACAGUAUUUGUGUCACUGUUAGUGUAUUAGUAUAGUGUGUUACACUUAAACUCUUGUUGAGAGCUGUGUUGUAUAUGCUGUGUUUUGGUGCUUGAAAUUUUGAGAAUUUUGAAAUAUUAGAACAGAACUUAUGCAUAUUUUCAAAGAGCUUUUUAUGGAUGUCUGUUCAUUUAUCAUUUUUCCAGAUUUGUAAAAAUGAUGAAAAAGAAAUUUAUAUAAAUGGUUUCAAUGUUACCAUGAUACAAGAUUUUUGUGCCUUGCUGUUUUUUACAGUAUUUGUGUACAGU